Messenger RNA from Rhodotorula toruloides NP11, 5976 nucleotides. RefSeq names its product Tho2 protein. Gene Ontology annotation, molecular function: mRNA binding. Gene Ontology annotation, biological process: mRNA export from nucleus; mRNA processing. Bases 1 to 5976 code for a protein of 1991 amino acids. Gene Ontology annotation, cellular component: THO complex part of transcription export complex. The record is from RefSeq and is a predicted model, not a curated record. NCBI's taxonomy places the organism in Eukaryota, Fungi, Basidiomycota, Microbotryomycetes, Sporidiobolales, Sporidiobolaceae. The transcript has 17 exons.
AUGGAGGCAGAUCUGCCGCCUGCUUUGGCCGUGCAGCAACAGGUUGCACAGCUUCUCGCCGACUUCUCGCAGCCCGACGCCCUGACGGCGUCACUGGUUGCACUAGUCACCUCGACGGAGUCGGCGAGCUCGCUACUCCUCUCGACCGCGCUCAACCAGCUCAUCGGAUCCACCUUCUCCCUCGACGACUCUCGACCCGACCCUGCACGCAUCGCUGCGUACCUGCACGACUCGCUCUUUGCGACAAUCGGGCGUGGAGAUGACGGCGAGUCGGACGAGAACAACUUGGAGCGGAAGGCGGCGCUGGCGGACGCGAUUAUCGACGUCGCAUGGCAACUCGACCAGCAAGUCGACACGCAGGUCCCGCUGAUGUGGCGACGGGCAAACCCGCCCGCACCUGUCGAGUCGUCGGCCAACCAGGAGCCAGCUGCGGAGAAGAUGGAGGUUGAUACGGCGGAACCGAAGGCGGACAACCUCGAGGCGGAGAGGACGAAGCAGAUGGCUGCGGCAGUCGAGGAGGCGCGGCAAAGGCUUGCACAAAUUGUCAAGCAGCUCGUCCAAUCCGGAGACUUGCCUCGCGAAGCCGUCCUCGAACGCCUCGAACUGCCGUUCAUCCGCUUCCUCGGCAUCCUCCCCGACCCCAACUUCUUCCAGCGCCUCGAAGUGCGCCAACGGACGGCCCUCUACUACAAGCAGCAAAAGUUCAAUUUGCUCCGCGAAGAGUCGGAGGGUUACUCAAAGCUUGUCGUCGAGCUGCUCGGCUCGAUGGGGCCGCAGCUUUCGCACCUUGAUGCGUCAAGCCAGGAGUCGGAGGCUGCGCGGAUGAGGCGGGCGAAGAGCGUGAACGACCGGGUCAAGAACCUCAUCGGCAACUUCGAUCUCGACCCGAGCCGCACCCUCGAUGUUCUUCUCGACACCUUCUCCGACCACGUUGUCGAGCACUGGCAGUUCUUCUUGGACGUCCUCGCCGUGUCCCCGUGGGCGCCGAAGCAUCUCGGUCAAGCGACAAAGACCGGCGGGAGCCUCGACAAGGGCAAGGGCAAGGGCAAGGCGAUCCCGGUCGAUGUCGGCCUCGAGACGGAUGAGGGCAGCGAUACAAUCGCUCAGAUUCUCGGCUUCAAGUACGCCUUCUACCACGGCGACGAGGCGCCCGAAGUUCCGGCCAACCUUUACACGACGACCGCGCUGCUGAUUUGGCACGGCUUCGUCAAGCUUACCGACUUGUGGGCGCAUCUCUCGCCGACGGACGAGGAUCUCGCCAAGCUCGAGACGAAAUGGCGACACGAGCAGGCUCAGCUGGCUCGCUCAGUCGGCGGCGCAAACGCUUUGGCGAUGGCUGGCGCGCUAGUAGACGACGAAGCGCCAGCUGCCAAUCCUGCCGCCUCGACGUCUGUCAACGGCGCCGCCUCGACUUCGACCGCUCCUCCGCCGCCCCCUCGCGACCUCCCGAACCAGAAGGUCGGCCUUCUUCGCGCCCUCCUCACGAUUGGCGACAUUACGCACGCCUUCUUCAUCCUCGGCCAAUUCCCCUUCCUCGUAUCCGCCUUCCCCGACAUCGCUGACCUCCUCAACCGUCUCGCGCACGUCUCGAUCGACCUCGCCUACGCCAGCAUCUCCAUCUCCCGCCAGCAUGCCCAGUACGCCGACGAGUUCAAGGCGGCUAAGCCGAAGGUUACUGUCGACUCGAAGGGCGAGAAGAAGGUCACGAUGCCUGAGCGAAAGCUCGCAUUGACAGCGGAUGCCUUCCCGGAUCCUCGGAGGGACUGGACUUUCUUCUUCCCGCGGUGGCAGGAACGAGUGCCUCGGGCUGGCGACUGGGCAGAAGUCGUGCACCUCCUCGAGGAAUUGUACCUCCCGCUCGUCAAAGUGUUCGUCGCGCGAGACUUCAAGCUCUUCACCAAGCUCAUCCGCAUCGCCGUGGCUGACCUCUCGACGGAGUUCGCGCACCACCCUCGCCGCGUCAACUGGCUCGACCUCCUUCGCGUCCACCUUGUCCCCGCCGUCUCCCUCCUCGACAGUUUCACCGCCGCGCCGCUCGAGCUCUGGCGGGUCCUCUCGCUCUACCCGAUCGAGACUCGCUUCGAGAUCUACGGCGAAUGGAAGGACGUGCACUACCGUCGCAAUCCGGUUCUCGGAGUCCGCAAAGCCGAAGCUGAGCGAGACGUCAAGUCGCUCCUUCGCCGCCUGUCGACGGACAACGUCAAGAAGCUCGGCAAGUCGUUCGCUCGCAUCGCGCACACGAACCCGGCCGUCAUUUUCGCCGUCGCGCUCAACCAGGUGCAGAGCUACGAUAACCUGAUCAUCCCCGUCGUCGAAGCGUGCCGCUACCUCACCGACCUUGGCUACGAUGUCAUGGCGUACUCGAUCCUCGAUGCAUUGAGCGCGAGCAAGCCCAAGACGAAGGAGGAUGGAACGAGCAUUGCGAUGUGGUUGCAGGGCCUCGCGACUUUCACAGGCCACGUCUACCGUCGCUGGAUUGCCAUGGUGCCGUCGCUCUGGGUCAUCUUGCAGUACCUUGUCAACCAGCUCGUCUCGGGCAACUCGAAGGAUCUCGUCAUCCUCCGCGAGCUUAUCGGUCGCAUGACCGGCAUCGAGCCGUUCGCAGAUCUCUCCGACGCGCAAGUCUGGUCGCUCGCCGGCGGGAAGUACCUCCGCAACGAAGUCUUCCAGAAGACGGAUAUUGCGAAGGCGUCGGCGCGAGGUCAGUUAGACGGACUCGCCAAGGCCAAGAACCGUCUCGCCAGCUCAAUUCUCGACAAAGGUCUCGCGAUGCCGCUCGCGGUCAACAUCGCCUUGCAGCGUCAGGCGUGUCUCAAGACGGACGCCCAUCUCAAGUCUCUCUCGUCCCUUUUCGACCAGAACCACGCCAUCCUCUUUCAGUUCAACGAGCUGCUUCAAGCGAUCACCACGCCCGACCAGCUUGCCGCCCUCGUUCCAUCUGUCGUUGACCUGCUCGGGCGCUUCCAGCUCGAUGCGGGCGUCGCCUUCGACCUCGCUCGUCCCCGACUCCGCAUCGCCCUGCGCGAAUACGAUGAGAAGGAGGCUGCAGAUCUCGCAGCCGAGGCGGCCAAGAAGAAGCAAGGUUUGCUCGCCAAGCUGGCGAAGGAAAAGGAGAAGGCUUCGCCCGCUCCGGUGGACGUCAACACACCUGCCGAAGGUGACGACGUCAAGAUGGCCGACGUCAAGGAGGAGGGCGAACAGGAGGAGAGCGGGACGCCGCCGCCGCCGGACGCCAAGAUGGAGGCGAACGGGGCUGUCAACGGGGACGCCGCGAUGCUGGACGCCGUGGCAGCCGACGUGACGCUUGCUCCUUCCACCGAUCCCUGGCAUCCCGGUCUCGUUCAAGUAAUCGAGGACAUCGCCGAGCUGAUGCCUGAGGGUGCGCGCAAGACGAUCGGGGCGCCAUUCUUCGCGACGUUCUGGCAGCUCGCGCUCUACGAUAUCCAGUACCCGAAGGAGCGCUACGACGCCGAGAUCAGCCGUCUAAAGCACCUCCAGCGCGAGGCAAGCGCUUCGACGACGCUCAAGCCGGAUGACCGCCGCUUCUUCAUUGACGGCGUCAUGGCAAUCGCGAACGGCCUCGUUGAGGAGGCGGCGAAGCAUAUGAACGCUCGCUCGACCGUCAAUCGACGCCUGACGCGCGAGAAGGCGCAGUGGUUCUCCGGCGUCUCGACGACCGACCAGCGCCAACAGCUCGUCCACGACAUCUUGCAGCACUGCCUCAUCCCCCGCUCCCGUCUCUCGCUUCCCGACGCCGUCUUCUCGCACCAGAUGAUCAAGCGCCUCCAUUCGAUGAACACGCCUCAGUUCCACACCAUCGUCCUUUACGACUCGCUCUUGACGACUCAGAUCAGCCCGAUCCUCUACUCGUGCACCGAAAACGAGGCUCGCAACUUCGGACGGUUCCUCUUCGACGUGCUCGCCGACCUGUAUCGCUGGCACAAGGACAAGAGCGCUUACGCCGAAGAAGCCGCAAACCCGCAGACUUCCGGAUUCUUGCGAUCCAUGGCGUCGACGCAGGCUGGCGAAACCGGCAGGAUUCGCGGGUACUACGAUCACGCAGAGUACCAGCGCGCCGUCCUCAAGUGGCACACGACGAUGGUGCAGGGCUUCGUCGACAGCUUCAAGUCUGAGGAGUACAUGCACAUCAAGAAUUCGAUCCUCGUCCUCACCAAGGUCGCCCCGUACUUCCCGCUCGACUACACCGUCGGCGAGAAGCUCGAACGUGCGGUCUCCGAGCUCGUGCUUGCCGAGAAGCGCGAGGACCUGCAGAUCCUCGCGCAGGGCUACAAAGCGGUCAUCUCGAAACGUCGCUCGCAGUGGAUCAAUCAGCCGAAGCCUGAGACCACGCCAGCGCCGUCCGCGUCGAAGUCUGUCCCGACCAAGGCAUCUCCCGCUGUUACGCCUGCCGCCUCAUCAAAGCCCUCACCCGACCCUGCUCCUGCGCCUACUCGCUCGGCCGACACCUCGCGGGUCCCGACCGGUCCCAAGUCCUCCCUGCCGAACCGGCCAGGACUGCGCAACGCCGACAGCGACGUCAAGCCGCCCACCGGUCCCGCCGCUUCGCGCUCGACUUCCGAUGCUGCUCGACGAUCCGAAGCUCCCGCGCGCACGCCUGUCGGCAGCACCAGUGACGCUGACAAGCGGCAAGAACCCCCGACCAAGCCAGGCUCGGCAGCAUCUCGCAUGGAGCCGCCUCGUGGUCCUGCAGCAUCAUCAGGCUCGUCUCGCAGUCAGCCGGCCAAGGCCGACUCCGGCUCGCGCAGCUCUUCUCGAGCCGCCAGUCCACGACCAACCGACAGUGACCGAGACCGUCGGUCGCGCGAAUCUCGCCACGGAGACCGCGGACGGCAACGCAGCCGUGACCGAGCGCGUGAGAAAGAGCGGGAGCAGGAACGCGAAAAGGAGCGUGAGCGGGACCGCGAGCGGGAAAAGGAGCGGGAAAAGGAGCGGGAGAAGGAGCGAGAGAAGGAGAAGGAGAAGGAGCGGGAACGGGCCCGGAGCGUCGAGUCUUCGCACUCUUCUCGCGCCUCACGCGGUGACACUCGGGAUCCGAGGGACAGCCGCCGGGACGACAGACACGACUCACGGUCUGAUCGGCGCGAUGACCGCCGCGACUCGAGGGACGACCGACGUGGGGCCGACCGCGACAGGCGAUCCAACGACUCGAAGGAUGCGCGCGACGGCCGUGAAACUGAUCGGAGCAAUCGGAGCAGUCGAGGCGACGAGCGCAGCUCGAAGCCAGUUGACGACCGUCACGCCUCAGCAUCCUCCAGCUCUCGCCGUGACGAUACUCGUCGGGACGACCGACGACCAUCAGAUCGCGCUAAGCUGUCGCGUGAGGCCGAGGCGCGGGAGGCGGAGAAGGAGAAGCAGCGCGAACGGGACCGGCAGCGAGAAGCGCAGCGAGAGAAGGAGCGCAAGGAUGAGCGCGAUCGGCGAGUGAGGGAUGCGGACGAUGCCUCGCGGUCGCAGCAGUCGGGGCGAGGUCUGCCCGCCAAGCCUCCGCCUCCUUCGGGCGACCGUCUUCGACCCGCACCCGCUCAUCGUCAGUCAGAGCCGAAGAGCGAGCAGGACCCGUCCAAAGCCUCCCUCCUCGAGCGGGCGCGCGCUAGUCUGCCUGGCGGGUCAAGCUCGACUUCGCCAUCCGGUGCGGCAUCUGAGCGCAACUCGCCAUCCGAAGAGCCGGGUCCGCUGUCAAUCAAGGGCCGUGGUUCAAGCCGUUUAUUCAACUCGUUGACGUCGACCAGCGUGGGAGGCAGCGGAGGUGGCAGCGGAGGCGGAGGCGGGAAGAGGGAGGACGACGGGUCGCGGAAGCGCUCUGCAAACAGUCUAGCAGAUCGACUUGCGCCAGACUCGCCGAAGCGAGCGCGGACAGACGAGACGCCGCCGCGCGACACCGCGCAAGAUUCAUCUUCGGGACGAGGUGACCGAGGCGAACGAGGUGGUGGCGGACGCGAGCGCAGCAGACGGUAG